AUGAGUUUCGGCCUCGAGAUUGACUUCUUAGCCGUGGCCGGGCUUGUAAAACAGAUACGCAAGAGUUUUGUUGGCGCCCCGGAGCAGUUCAAGGCCAUUUCUGAUGAUAUUCGAGCAUUUUCCAUCAUUUUGCAUGACAUCGAGGUCAACUGUACCGAACUUGGCCCGGAGCAGUCUCAAGAAUACCAGAGCGUCGUUGCCAGCUGCAAGCGUCUACUUGUGCAGCUUAAAAGGACUUUGGAGGAAUACUCCGGUGUUGCGAAAGGCGACAAAACUGGGAAAAGGACGGCCAUCAAAAGAGUCUGGAACCGGCUCAAAUGGGAACCCGACGACAUCCGUGACAUACGCAGCCAAAUAUCCGUCAAGAUAGACACCUUGAGAAGCCUCAACGAUCAAGUUACCAGCCACAACAUCGUAAAGCUUAUCCGUCACCAGGAAAAUACGGAACGUGAAGCUACGAUUAAAUGGAUCAGCGACAUCAACUAUAUUGCGCAACAAAAUGAUAUCUUUCUACGUUGCCAGACAGGCUCUCGAAAGUGGUUAUUUGAAUCCGAAAUAUACUUGGAAUGGCUCAGGCGGAAAGGCAGCCUCCUCUUUUGCCCCGGAAACGCUGGCACAGGAAAGACCUUUACGACGGCGAUGGUGGUCGAGAGUUUGCGGCUUGCGAAUGAUGCUGAAACUUUGACGACUUACAUGUACUGCUCUUACCAGAAUCACACCCAAACUAUAGAGAAGCUGCUCUGCAGUCUUUUACGAGUUGCAUUCGAAGAGGCAGAUUACGAGGCAGAUGGAGCUGUUUCCGCCUGCAAGCAGUUGCGGUUGUCUAACAAAUCCAUUUCUCGACAGCACUGCUUAACCCUACUCCAAGGCCUCUUUUCUAGAUUUACGAGGGUCAAUUUGAUAGUGGAUGCACUAGAUGAACUUCCAAAUGAAGUCCGACGACCGCUCAUAUACGACCUUCUUAAGCUCCAUGAGCAUCCCAACGUCAGCCUUUUUGUGACUUCACGUGGUAUUCCCGAGAUUCAACACUUCUUCGAGGACUGUGAAAACUAUACCUCUCUGGAAGUGAGGUCAAGCGACGAGGAUAUCCGGGAUUUCUUGCGAGACAACAUUUUCCAACUACCGAAUUUUGUUGCUCGGUCUCAGAAGCUGCAAGAUGAAGUGAUCGACUCGGUUACAGACGCAAGUGCCGGCAUGUUUCUACUUGCCGAGCUAUACCUGAAAUCUUUAGCCAACAUAAUACUAGUAGGCAGUCUUCGUACACGGCUUUCCAAUUUGGCAACUGGUUCGAAUACAUACGAUACUUUAUAUGAAGGUUCCAUGCUCCGAAUUGGAUUUCAAGGGCCCGAAUUGGAGCAUAUUGCUAUACAGAUGCUUCUGGUUCUAACAUGCGCCAGGCGCCCUCUUUCAUCCCAGGAGCUUAGCCAUGCACUGUCUAUUGACGAGAGCAGUGAGGAUUUUGAUGAAGACAUGAUUCCAGACAUGGAUGAUCUGGUCGCCGCGUGUACCGGACUCGUUGUAUUAGAUGACACGAGCCACAUCGUGCAUCUGGUGCACAAAUCAGCCUCAGAAUAUUUCGAGCGCACAAGAACCCGCUGGUUUCCAAGUGCGAAUGAGAAAAUGGCAUUUAUAUGCCUUCGAUACCUUCAAAUUGCUGAAAAAGAGCCAGAAGAAACCAGAGGAGACAAGGCCCCCUUCUUCUACUAUGCCAAGGCAAAUUGGUGUUACCACUCUAUGGAGAACUGGCAGUUAUUCAGCUCUCUAUCCAGCAAAUGA
Molecule: messenger RNA, 1776 nt
Organism: Trichoderma breve
Lineage: Eukaryota; Fungi; Ascomycota; Sordariomycetes; Hypocreales; Hypocreaceae
Product: NACHT domain-containing protein
Exons: 3
Coding region: 1-1776 (591 amino acids)
Molecular function (GO): ATP hydrolysis activity
Source: RefSeq, a predicted model, not a curated record